AUGAUUUCAGAUGCUUCAAAAACGUUGGAUGAAGUAAAUACGAACGACGAAAGUGGAAGAUUGGAAAAACGACAGUCAUCGUGGAAGUCAAAUCAAAAGAGAUCACCUUCAGCAACAAAGCAAAACGAAAGAUCUAAGCAAUCUGCUAAGCUCACCAGAGACCAACUAGAUCAAGAACAAUCUGCUAAGAUUAUCGCUGAUCCCACGAAAGGUUCGAAACCCGAAAAAGUAGCAACCGAAAACAGCAAGGUGAUCGAGGAAAUGAAACCAGCCGAAUCAAGAAAAGAGGGUUUUUUAACGCCAUCAGCGAAUCAACAAGUUGAAAAGGCUGCGACGACAUCAGCGAAAGCAGAAACGGAGCCUAAAAAGAAAUCAACUUCAGACGAUGAGAGCGAAAAGGAAUAG
This is a messenger RNA of Angiostrongylus costaricensis, 405 nucleotides long. Lineage: Eukaryota; Metazoa; Nematoda; Chromadorea; Rhabditida; Metastrongylidae. The record is from the annotation of a GenBank genome assembly.